AUGAGCUCCUACUUUGUCAAUUCGCUGUUUUCCAAGUAUAAAAGUGGGGAGACGCUGCGCCCCAAUUAUUAUGACUGUGGUUUCACCCAGGACCUGGGCGGCAGACCCACCGUGGUCUAUGGACCCGGCACCGGGGGCAGCUUCCAGCAUCCCGGCCAGAUCCAGGAUUUUUACCACCACGGCGCCGCUACCCUCUCCACCUCCGCCUACCAGCAAAAUCCGUGUGCGGUGACGUGUCACGGGGAUGCCGGCAGUUUCUACGGCUACGAUGCCCUGCAAAGGCAGCCAAUUUUCGCUGCCCAACAAGAGGCCGAACUGAUCCAAUAUCCCGACUGCAAGUCGACGGCUACCAGCCUAGGAGAAGAAGCAGAGAUUUCAGAGCAGAGUUCAUCCCCGACACAGCUGUUUCCGUGGAUGAGACCGCAAGUAGCUGCAGGACGGCGCAGGGGAAGACAAACAUACAGUCGCUAUCAGACACUAGAACUUGAAAAAGAAUUUUUGUUCAAUCCAUAUCUGACUCGCAAACGGCGGAUCGAAGUGUCACACGCCCUGGGACUGACCGAGAGACAGGUCAAAAUUUGGUUCCAGAACAGACGAAUGAAAUGGAAGAAGGAAAAUAACAAAGACAAGUUUCCCAGCAGUAAAUCCGAAAUAGAGGAAACUCCAAAAGAGAAGGACGUGAAAGAAGACGAAGAGAAAGAUUAA
Molecule: messenger RNA, 705 nt
Organism: Hemiscyllium ocellatum (epaulette shark)
Lineage: Eukaryota; Metazoa; Chordata; Chondrichthyes; Orectolobiformes; Hemiscylliidae
Gene: hoxb8a
Product: homeobox B8a
Exons: 2
Coding region: 1-705 (234 amino acids)
Biological process (GO): regulation of transcription by RNA polymerase II
Cellular component (GO): nucleus
Molecular function (GO): DNA-binding transcription factor activity, RNA polymerase II-specific; RNA polymerase II transcription regulatory region sequence-specific DNA binding
Source: RefSeq, a predicted model, not a curated record